AUGAAAUUACGCGCCUCCAUUUUCUCUCUCCUCCUCCUCCCCCAUCACCACCGCAUCCACCACCGCCGACAAAUCCCACAACUCUCUUUCCCUCUCUUCUUUUCAUCAACCGCUGAGCUCAAACCAAACCACCCAACUCCCCAUAAAAUCUCCCUAUCAUACCCAAAUGAAUUCAUCCCUCAAUUUUUUUCCCUCGCAAAAACCCUAUUUCAAAACCCUAGAAACUUCAAAGCCCUAUCCCAAUUGGAUUCUCUUCUAUCCCAUUCCCAAUCCUUCGAUUCUGUUACUUCAGUUGCCAUUAUUGAGGGUCUCUGCCAAUUGAAGAAGCUCAAUCGAGCAAAAAACUUGUUCUUGCAUUUGAAGGACAAUUUGAAGGUGAACCCUUAUUUCGCAUUUAGUUUAGUGUUUGAUUGUUUGGUUAAAGAUGGGAAAUUAGACGAUGUUGAGGUUCAAUGGGGUGAAAUUAGCAAUGGGUAUGGAAUUAAUUUAUCUGAUUAUGUGAUUUAUGUAUCUAAAUGUGGCGAUUUGGAUGAAAUUAAGAAGGUUUGUGACAGAGUUUUGAUGGGUAGUAGGGUUUUAGAGAGACAAAGUUAUGUGGCUUUAAUUGGGGUUUUGUGUAGGUAUAAUGAAGGAUCAAUGGCGAAAUUGUUGCUUCAUGAAAUGUACUGUAGGGGUUUUAACAUUGAUGAUGUUACCUACAUUGUGAUAUUUCAAUGUUUAUGUAGAAAUGGGGAUUUAAAUGCAGCUGAUUGGGAACUUAGGAAAAUGAUUACAGCAGGUUUUGAUGUUGAUAUGUGUAUAUAUGAAAGCUUCAUGCAUGGAUUAUGUAAAAAUGGGAAGUUCAAGGAGGCAAAGAAGUUGUUUGACAAGUUGAUGAAGAGAGAUUGCUUCACUGGUUCUUCUAAACCCGAGUUCUUGAAAAAAGGGAGAAGGGUGGUUUUUCAGCUGAAUUAUAACGGCGAAUUUCCUGAAAUAAUGGUAUAUGAGAUGUAUAUUCGAUCUUUAUGUGUUGUAGGAAAGCUUGAUGAUGCAGAAGUGUUGUUGAAGAAGAUGAUGAAAAAAAGUUCCAUGGCACAGGUUUGUGUAUACGGAUCUUUCAUCAACGCGCUGUUUAGGAAUGGUAGGGAAGAAGAUGCACUAAAGUUCUUCCAUGUUGAGUGCAAGAAAGGGCUUGUUUGCUCUAAUCAGCUUGCUAGAUACAUGUUUUUCCAGUAUUGUGAGAAGGAUAGAGUUGAUGAUGCUACGAAGUUUUUCAAUAUAAGAACAGUCUCAUCAUGUAAAGAUGGUUGUGGGCCUGGUCGGGUUGGGUCGGGCCAAAACAGGGCCCGUAUCAACCCUGUUGCUGAUUGUAAUUGUUUGUUGGGUAGUCUAUGGAGUGUUGGGAGGAUAUUGGAAGCAGAGAAGUAUUUUGAGUUGAUGAAGAAUGGGGAAUUGGCACCUCCAAAUUUAGCAACAUACAGAGUUAUGGUUUGCGGAUUCUGCAACAAUGGUGAUAUAAGAAAAGCACUUGAUAUAUUUGAAGAAAUGUUGAUAAAUAAUAUCACUAUAGAUAGGUUCAUAUGUGAAGCUGUUCUUACUUCACUCUGCAAACAAGGGUGGUUUGUAGAAGCAUAUAAAUACCUUGAUACCAUGUCCAGAAAUGGGUCUGCGGUUUCUUAUACAGUGUGGAAAAGGGUGUUUUACUCGUUGAUUGACGAUAGAGAUCGGCUCUUUCAUUAG
Molecule: messenger RNA, 1719 nt
Organism: Spinacia oleracea (spinach)
Lineage: Eukaryota; Viridiplantae; Streptophyta; Magnoliopsida; Caryophyllales; Amaranthaceae
Product: putative pentatricopeptide repeat-containing protein At3g16710, mitochondrial
Exons: 1
Coding region: 1-1719 (572 amino acids)
Molecular function (GO): protein binding
Source: RefSeq, a predicted model, not a curated record